CGUACGUUGCUUUGAGAACAAACACAAGAACGUUGUUGGAUUUGGAGAAAUAAUGGAUUUUAAAGGUAUAAAAUGGGUUGGGAAUGUGUAUCAGAAGUUUGAAGCAAUGUGCUUAGAGGUUGAAGAAAUUAUUGUGCAGGACACAGCAAAAUAUGUUGAGAAUCAAGUUCAGACGGUUGGUAACAGUGUCAAGAAAUUCUGUUCAGAUGUGGUUCAAGACUUGCUUCCUGAUGACUCUGUAGAUUCGGGAAAACCUUUGCCCGUUUCUAUGUUACAUGAAUACGCUCCUGUUUGUUCUUUCAAAAAGAAAAGAGAUAGUAUGAACCGAAAAACUAGAGAUGUGAAACAAGAACAAGAGGUAACUGAAGGGAAGAAGGAUGGAUGUGCAAAGAAAUUUCGUGGUCUUGAUGCAGAUGAUUACGAUAUCUAGAUUAGAAUCGACAAUGAACACGGUCUUAUGGCGGAUAAUUCUGUUAGAAGUCAAGAUUCGGAGAUUCAACCAUCUGUUGCCGCUAGCUUAGCUGCAGGAUCUGAUGAUUGCAGAAAGGAAACCAAUGUGGAUACAAAAACAAGUUCGAGUUCUGUCUCAGAGCAGAAGUCAGAGAUUCUCAAACAUCUUAGUGGAAGAUCAGUUGAAGAAAGCUGUAUACUCGUGGAUAGAGACGAAUUUCAUUGUGUGUUUCCUGACAAGAUGGAGAAUGACAAACACAAACCUUACAAGAAGAUCCGAGACGCUAUAUCUUCAAGAAUGAAACAAAACAGAGAAAAAGAAUACAAGCGACUUGCCCGGCAAUGGUAUGCAGAAGAUGUUGAAAAUGGAAGAGAAUGUGGCGAUGAUCCGAAACCAUUAGAGGAAAACCAAUCAUCAGAAGAAUCUGAAUGGGAGCUUCUGUAAAAUGUUAAAUGGUAACAGAGAAUAUAGCUCUCCUCUCUCUUUGUACAAAAAGAAUGUAUUAAGCAAAACAUAAGAUCAGAAGCAGCUUAAAAGGCUUCUUCCUCUGGUUACAUAAUAAUAUUUAAGGCCCUUA
This is a messenger RNA of Arabidopsis arenosa, 1028 nucleotides long. The record is from the annotation of a GenBank genome assembly. NCBI's taxonomy places the organism in Eukaryota, Viridiplantae, Streptophyta, Magnoliopsida, Brassicales, Brassicaceae.